AUGGACCUCAAGCUCAAUCUAAAGCUCAGGCCAAGCUUCUUCUUCUCAUUUCUGAUUUUCAUCUUCCUUCUCCAAAAACCUAAUUUGGGAUCAGCAUCUAAUAGUACUAAAUGUAUACCCACCGAGCUCCAAGCUCUUGUCACCUUCAAACAAUCACUUACUGAUCCUUCUGGUCGACUCUCUUCUUGGUCCGGACCUGACUGCUGCAACUGGCGCGGUGUUCUCUGCGACAGCAGAACAAGCCGUGUCAUCAAGAUUGAUCUCAGAAACCCAAAUCAACUAGUUUACUUCGAUGAGUCUGAAAGUAGUUGCUUGGGGGGGAAGAUACAUCCAUCUCUGACAAGUCUCAAGUUCUUGAGCUAUCUGGACUUGAGUUCAAAUGAUUUCAACGGCCUUGAGAUCCCCGAGUUCAUCGGCCACAUCGUUAGUCUAAGAUACCUGAAUCUUUCAUUCUCAUCCUUCUCUGGUGAAGUUCCUGCCGUUCUUGGAAAUUUGUCGAAGCUCGAGUCUCUUGAUCUGAACACUGGAUCACAGCCUUCCUUUUAUUCGUCUGCGUUUGAGUUGCGGGCAAGCAACCUCGGGUGGCUUUCGGGUCUGUCCUCUUCACUGACGUACCUAAACAUGGGGUCUGUGAGUCUGAUCGGUGCCGGUGAAACAUGGUUACAUGAUUUCAGUAAACUCUCGAAGCUGAAGGAGUUGCAUCUGUACAGCUGUGGGCUCGGGAACUCACCUCUCUCUUUGUCCUCGCCUGCGAAGAAUCUGAAGCUUCUUGAAGUUCUUGAUUUGUCUCAAAACUCUUUCAGUUCGCCCAUACCAAACUGGCUAUUCGAUCUCACCAGCCUCAAAAAACUACUCCUCAGACGGUGUGAACUCGAAGGCUCGAUACCUUCCGGAUUCAAGAAGCUGAAGCUUCUAGAGAAACUAGAUCUGUUCGAUAACAGACUCACGGGAGAACUUCCAGAUGUUUUCGGAUACCUUCCUCAACUGAAGUAUCUUGACCUUUCGAUAAACGAUCACCAAGGUCAAAUCCAUAGGUUUCUUGACUCCUUCUCCAUAAACAAAGUCAAUAGCUUGGUUUAUCUCGAUCUUCGUUUCAACAAGUUAAACGGAACAUUGCCUGAGUCGCUUGGAGCGUUGAGGAAUCUAGAGUUUCUGGAUCUUUCAUCCAAUUUCUUCACGGGUUCGAUCCCUUCCUCGGUGGGAAACAUGUCAUCGCUGAAGAAACUUGAUCUUUCUUUCAAUGCCAUGAACGGGACGAUCGCUGAAAGCUUCGGGAAGCUUGAGGAGCUCGAGGAGCUAUACUUGAUGGAGAACAGGUGGGAAGGUGUUCUGCUAAAGUCUCACUUCGUCAAUCUGAGAAGCUUGAAAAGAAUCUAUCUCACAACUGAACCAGACAGAUCUCUCGUCUUUAAGGUACCAUCUACUUGGGUUCCUCCUUUCAGACUAGAGCAGAUCAACAUCGCGAACUGCCAGAUCGGCCCUUCCUUUCCAAUGUGGCUUCAAGUACAAGACAAACUCAACUUUGUCACUCUCAGGAACACUGGGAUUGCGGAUAAAAUACCACACAGCUGGUUCUCGGGUAUAGCUUCUCAUGUAACUGAACUGAUUCUAGAAAACAACAGAAUCAAAGGUACAUUACCUCAUAAUCUUGUGUUCCCAAUGUUAAGGACCAUUGAUUUGAGCUCCAACAACUUCGAAGGCUCUUUUCCUCGCUGGACGACAGACGCAGCAUAGAUUUAUCUUUACCAGAACAACUUCUCCGGUUCUCUUCCUCUUAACAUCGACGCUUUGAUGCCAAGUGUGGCAAAAAUGUACCUCUUUGAUAACAGCUUCACCGGAGAAAUCCCACCGUCUCUAUGUGAAGUCACCGGACUGCGAAUCCUCAAUCUAAGAAACAACCGUUUCUCUGGUGGUUUCCCAAAAUGCUGGCAAAGUUCGUCCAGCCUUUACGGAAUCGACGCGUCUGAGAAUAACAUAUCAGGCGAAAUACCAGUCUCUCUCUGUGAGAUGUCUUCUCUCAAUGUCUUGCUUCUGAACCAGAAUGCAUUGGAAGGUAAUAUCCCAGACGCGUUUCAGAACUGCUCUAGUCUUACACACAUUGAUCUUGGAGGAAACAAGCUGACCGGGAAACUUCCGUCGUGGCUAAGUAAGGAGCUUACUCUGUCCAUGCUUCGUUUGCAGAGUAACUCCUUUGAUGGUCAAAUCCCAGAUGAUCUCUGCAACGUCCAGAAACUACACAUUCUGGAUCUCUCAGAAAACAAACUAUCCGGUCCCAUUCCAAAAUGCAUGGGGAGUCUAACAGCCAUCGCGCAAGGGGAAACCUCCCAGGGGUUUCAGGAUAUUGUCUCCGGAGUUACAAGAACUAGUAAAUACCAAGAUAUACUCGAUAGCAUAAAUCUUUCUGGAAACAACAUAACCGGAGAAGUUCCCGCGGAAAUAUUGAAGCUCUCUUACCUUCGAAUCCUGAACCUAUCAGGAAACUCCAUCUCAGGAAGUAUUCCCGGGAAAAUUUCGAAACUUGGUCACUUGGAGACGCUUGAUCUAUCGAGAAACAGGCUGUCUGGUGUAAUUCCUCAUGGCUUGGCAGCAAUAUCUUCACUGCAUACGCUGAAUCUUUCGUUCAAUAAACUGGAGGGGAGCAUACCUAAGCGUCUGAAGUUUGAAGAUCCGUCCAUUUACACUGGGAAUGAGUUACUAUGUGGGAAACCACUUACUAAAAAGUGUCCAAGGAAGCAUCCGACUGUUGUAGUUAAUUGA
Messenger RNA from Raphanus sativus (radish), 2757 nucleotides. Its product is annotated as receptor-like protein EIX2. Lineage: Eukaryota; Viridiplantae; Streptophyta; Magnoliopsida; Brassicales; Brassicaceae. The record is from RefSeq and is a predicted model, not a curated record. Gene Ontology annotation, molecular function: protein binding. The transcript has a single exon.